AUGCGGUUAAUCAAUAGUUUGACUCUGGGUUUUUUUUUCCUGUCAUCAGCUGACAGCAAGGCGCUGACCAUAGGUCUAGCUGUGGGCAUCCCACUCUUCUGUCUUCUGGUUGCUGUGGUGGUUGUCCUGCUCUGUCUGUGGAAGAGGCGGCAAAAUAAAUUGGUUGUCACAAGGUCCCUGCAGUCAGAUGAUGAUGAGGAUGGUCACUUUAGAUCAGUUUUCGCCCAAGGAUUUGCUAAGCGUGGGAUUUUUGACGGGAAAGACAGACCAGGGUUUUAUGAUGGCUUUUCUGAUGUAGCUUCAAGAGCUUCUGCAAGCACAGAAACUGGAGCUAAAGCAGAGAAAGCCAAGGGCAGCUUUUCGUGGGACUUCAUAUACAAAAUUCUGGAUACAAAUAAAGAGGAUUUCCAGUUACCAAGACCCAAGUUAAGUCCAGGAUAUACGUCCAAAAUAUAGUCCACCAACCUCCACCCACUUCCAGCUUUACCAGAUGUUUAUUUACUACUCUUGCCAACCUCUAGACAACCAGUCUUUAGAUUCUCAACCACAAACCAACCAGUUUCUACGGAUUCACCAAGGCAGUUUAAUUGUUGUAGAUUUUAACCAGAGAAAUUAUUUCUUAAACCUAGUGGUUGGAUCACACUGUUGUAAAUUAUAAAGUACUUACGUUAUUAAUUAAUUUCUAAAAUCAUUAACCUAUGAAAUCAAUUUUAGUUUAAUUUUUUUUUAUAUAUACCAGCUUUUUAUUUUAUUUGUGUCUUAGGUUAUUUACUAACAAAUGAAAACUAUUUUAAUGGGUGAAUGAAUGUUUAAAAUGGUGCCAAUCUAUUUAUUUAUUGUGGCUCAGAGAAAUUAUUUCUUACUGUGAAAAUUAUUAAGUAAGGAAGAGGUUCUCUAAAAAGGAAGGGUUCCAAUAAUUGCAUUUAAUAGAAAGAGUUUAAAACUGGUGAUAAAUUUGAAGUAGAUUUUAUUUUGUGUCGAACAAUGCAUCAAAGGGUUUUAAUUUUUUAAUGAGCGCACAAAAAAAACAAUCAAAGCUAAUUACAGAUUUAAUUAAUGUAUUGUUAUAUGUGGGUUAACUUUUUGAUAAACUUUUAAAAUAAAACCAGCUCACUGUGGUGCUGAUAUCUUGUUUGAUAGCUUAAAAGUUCCAACCCUAAACAGUUGAAGUGUUUUUGUUGCUCAAUGACUCUUGAACAUUCCAUGGCAAUUUGUUUUAUUUACUUGAUCUCAGAAUCGCCACUAGAUUAAUAGCUUAAGAUUAAUCAUAGAUUCACUCCUGUGAAAAUCCUGUCACUUUUUGGAAGCAUAGCCAUAAUCAAUGAUGUAGCCAUACACAACUGAUUUUAAAAUAUUCUCCUAUGGUAAUAGACUAAAGUGUAUGACUACAACCCUGAUGGUUAGAAUAUAAGAUGGUUAUAUCACAGCUAAAUUUUUUAAGACUCCCUGAAAUGUUUACACAUACAUUCUGUUAAAAUUUAACCUUUAAACUAUUCCACAUAUGAACUAUUUUUACAACAAUUUCAGCUAAAAGACAACUCACUGUGUUUUAUUUAUUGUUUACCUCUCCUGUUUGUUUUAUUUAAUGCUUACCUCCCCUGUCUUUCUUACAAUGUGCCUUUACAUAAUAUAUAAACCAUGCUGGCCAUGGAACAGGAAUUUCUUGUAAAUUUAAUCAGGUGAUGGUUUAUGUGAUGUAUGAUAUUUAAACAUUUGUACUUGGAUUACUUUUUAAAAUGUUUCUUCUUUAUUAAAAGUUUUUUUUUGUUCAAAUAUUUGUGAUAUACUAAUGCCUUAUAAUUUUUAUGUCAAUAUUAUGUUUAUAUAUUCUUGAUUGUCACUAUAAUAAAAUGUAUAGCUUUUUACCAUAUGUUGUGAAAUGUUUGCAAUUAUAUACAUAACUUAUAUUCAAUACAUUGU
Messenger RNA from Physella acuta, 1920 nucleotides. RefSeq lists its product as uncharacterized. NCBI's taxonomy places the organism in Eukaryota, Metazoa, Mollusca, Gastropoda, Physidae. The record is from RefSeq and is a predicted model, not a curated record.